UUUACAGCCCGAAAAGGCAGUCGUAUUCUCCAAUCGCUGACUCCCGAAGAGAGGUCUGAUGUAAUCAUAAGAAUCGCAAAUCUUUUGCAAACAAAAAAGGAUGAAAUUCUUGUCGCAAACGCCGCCGAUCUUCGAGAAGCCGAGGCUUCUGGGCUGUCAAAACCGCUGUUGUCUCGACUCAAACUGACGACAGAGAAGCUGAAAGACCUAUCGGAGGGAUUGAUCCAAAUUGCGGAUCAAUCGCAAGAUGUUUUGGGUCAGUGUUUGCGCCACACAUUGAUCGCAGAGGGAAUGCAUUUGAAACAGAUAACAGUGCCGUUGGGGGUACUGUUGGUUAUAUUCGAGUCACGUCCAGACUGUCUGCCACAAGUGGCCGCCCUAUCCAUAGCCACCGGAAACGGUCUGUUAGCCAAAGGCGGCAAAGAAGCGGUCCAUACAAACAACUGUCUCUAUAAUCUGAUUCGUGAGGCGCUCUCGCAUUACGAUUCGGCCGAGAAUGCCGUUGGGCUGGUGAGCAAUAGGGAGGACGUGAGUGAGUUAUUACAGCUCGACAAUAGUAUCGAUUUAGUGAUACCCCGAGGCUCUAACGAAUUGGUUAAAGACAUUCAGACACAGAGCCGAUCGAUACCAGUGUUGGGUCACAGCGAAGGCAUUUGUCAUGUGUUUGUCGAUAUCGACGCCGACAAGAAUAAGGCGCUCAAAAUCGUGCUGGACUCAAAAUGCGAUUAUCCGGCGGCUUGUAAUGCAAUGGAGACAUUGCUAUUGCAUAAGUCACUCAUUGAUAGCGAAUUUUUUGUCACACUUUGUAAUCAAUUAAAAGAGAAAGACGUCGAGAUCUAUGCCGGCCCUCGUCUGUCCAAAAAGCUAACCUUUGGUCCGCCGCCCGCCAAGUCUUUGCGUACAGAAUAUGGUUCCCUCGCCUGUACUGUAGAGAUUGUAGACGACGUGAACGAUGCCAUUGAACACAUCAAUUCAUACGGAAGCGGACACACGGAUAGUAUUGUCACUGAAGAUGACUUAACGGCACAUCAGUUCCAAAAGGGUGUCGACAGCGCCUGUGUUUUCCACAAUAGCAGCACUCGUUUCGCUGAUGGAUAUCGGUUUGGUUUAGGCGCUGAAGUCGGCAUAUCAACCGGUCGUAUACACGCCAGAGGACCGGUUGGAAUGCAGGGAUUGUUGACUACCAAAUGGGUUAUUAAUGGCACUGGAAAUACGGUAUCGGAGUUUGCGACCGGAGAUAACCGCUAUAAACACGAACCCUUGCAGUUGGAGAGCUUUGAGUGAUUGCUGACAAUUACAUUACUUUCAUUAAAAUGCC
Medioppia subpectinata is the source of this 1318-nucleotide messenger RNA. The record is from the annotation of a GenBank genome assembly. Lineage: Eukaryota; Metazoa; Arthropoda; Arachnida; Sarcoptiformes; Oppiidae.